AUGGGGGGGCUCAAAGUAAGAAGCAACAGCAAAAUAAGGGUUGUGGGUGGUAUUUUGAAGUUGAAGGGUGUGUUGGAAAAGCUUCAAAAGAGUGUCUUAUUGCGGAGACAUAAAUCAAGUUCCUAUGGUGGAGAUUAUGAAGAAUUAGGAGAUGACAGAAGGUGCGUGGCAGAGGAUGUGAAAGAAGGACAUUUUGUUGUGAUUGCAAAAGAUCUUGUGGAGGAGGCAAAGAGAUUGGUGGUUCCAUUGAGCUGUUUAAACAAUCCAACAUUCUUGAAGCUAUUGGAGGAAGCAGAAGAAGAGUAUGGAUUUGAUCAACAUGGUGCACUAACCAUUCCUUGCAGGCCUUGUGAACUGGAGAUGCUGUUGGCUCAGCAAUGGAAAGAAAGAGAGGGAUCCUGA
Messenger RNA from Sphenostylis stenocarpa, 402 nucleotides. The record is from the annotation of a GenBank genome assembly. NCBI's taxonomy places the organism in Eukaryota, Viridiplantae, Streptophyta, Magnoliopsida, Fabales, Fabaceae.